AGACUGGUUCCCGGAUCUUUGGUUAUCCUUUCAAAUUGCAUUGUAUUCUGGGCGGGAACCAGUCUUUUCUCUUUCGCGCGUGUUUGCAUUCCACACCAUUUCCCAGGGCAUCUAGCUAGCUGGGGAAACAGCGUCCUUUUGAGGUGGACGAUCUUUUGGCACGCUGGCUUGAAUUUUGUGAACAGUGUUGUGCUUGUUUGCGAAUCAAUUGCUCGACCUGUUUACAAUGGAAGCUGAAUAAUCAAACUUUCUAUCUUGCCAUCAGUGUUCAUCCAGAUUUUUCGUGUUGUCCUGCGGACCAGUCCCUAGUCCUCUACUCGUCAUGUGACUUCAAGGCAAUCCAGUGAAGCUCUCCUAAAAAAGGCCAUCCCUGACUUCAGGAGUUCAUAGUGUCACCACUUAUGAUUAACUAAUAUCACCAUGACUUCGGUGUUACUUCAGUGAACAGCUACCGGUACAUGUACUGCGGGAUUCAAACAUCCCAGGGCUCUGUGCAAAGAAGAUAUUUCAGUCUUCAACAGAUUCUUCUAAGGAACAAUGGAUGAAGCAGACUGUUGCAGCUUGCCCAAGGGUCUCCGCCCAGCGAUGGGUCUCGGAGGCAGUGGAGAUGAGGGUUUUAAGACAGGGAAGCACGCUCCGGAGGAAAUCUUUCGGGAUGGGACUGCGCAGAAGGGUCCGUGGUCAGCAUUGCCAUACCCAGCAGCUGGAGAGCCACUGGAUUGCAGACUAGCAAAUGGUGCAUCGCGUGAGAAUGAAUCUUAUGAUGAGAGAGACUUAAAUGGACGCGAAUGGUCGCAUACUCCUGGAGCUGUUGACCAGUGCAAUGAUGCCUUCACUUUGGAAUCGUUUCAAACUGGGGAAUCUGUGAAGAGCCAGAAUCAUGACCAUUUGGACAGUGGCUGCCACCAUCUAAUGACAGAACCUACCCCGGCCGACAGAUAUGACCGUAAUACUUGUGAAAUGACAAGUCUGGCCGACUGUUCAGUACCUCCCCACGGCGACGGUAGCCGUGACGACGCAUCAAGCAGAGGAGUUGACGAAACCGACCAGGGCCAAGUCCUGCCAACGUUAAACUUGCCUGGAGUAAAUGCAGAGUAUUCACGGCAGCACCCAAGCAGCCAGUAUUAUGCCAAUCCAGAGGGUGGACUGCCGAAGUCUCCAAGAUUGGACGCAACAGUAACUGAGUCUUCAGGGCCCAGGAGUAACCGUCUACAAUCUGCAAUCGGUGAGGCCUUCAGAAAUAACGACGCCGUGUCGUCUCGUGCAAUAAGCCAUACUGGUGCAACGACUGCACAGGGUCACCUUCAGCCCAACAGUAAGCCAUCUCCAGAGUCCAGUCCGCAAGAGGUUGCCAAGAGGAAGGCGUCUCUUGCAGAAGAGAGAGGUGUAGAUGUAGAAAGCGUGAUGAAGAAGCAGAGAGUAUCUCCAACAGUCCAAUCAGAUGUGCAAUACAAUCAGAAUGUUUUAUCCAUGCCCAAGGAGUACAAAGUACGCGGCACAGGCAACUACAUCUUUGACUCUCCAAGCAACUGUACCUUCAACCUGUAUCAGAAUCAUUCUGGCAGUCAGUCCCAGAAGCAGCAUGCAUUUGAGUGGGCCGGCGUCGCUUCACAAACUGACAGUGGCUGUGAUGAAGGGGAUGUACCCGCCCAGGCCUUGGAAACGGUCGCUAAACUGGUCGCCAACACGACCAACUGGAAGACCUUCGCUCGUCGCCUGCCCAUGUCCGAGAACGGCAACUUGGAGUCGGACAUCAAGACGCUGGAAGACUGCCAAGGGACGACGAGCGACAAGACGGCAGCCGUGCUGAUGAGAUGGUGGAAGGAGCAUCCCAAGCAGGGGGAUGCAGUCGCCAUGAAGAUGCGGCUCAAGGAAGGUUUGGAGUGCUGCUCCCUGAUCAGGUUGGCUCGUACCCUUGACAAGUAUCUCUAGUGUCGUGGAAUUUUCUUUCCGGGAUUAGGAGAAGUAGCUUUUAAUAUUUGGGUUUUUGCCUUACACCAUGUAGUCAGUUUUGUCUGACUUCUUGCAAGAAAAAGAUUGUUAGCAAUUUCAGCACUAUGUAAGGAAGUGUACAGUCUGUGACAGAGCCAGUUAUUAACUGUCCUGUACCAGUUAGACCAUUCAAAACACCCCAAAAUCUGGGUGCAGGCAAAUUGGAGGGAAAAAAAUGCUGGACCUUUUGAAAUCCUCCAGAAUUUAUUGUUACUGCACUACCACACCUUUCAAUUCCUUCCAAAAGGUAUUGAAAUGCAA
Messenger RNA from Patiria miniata (bat star), 2253 nucleotides. RefSeq lists its product as uncharacterized. The record is from RefSeq and is a predicted model, not a curated record. The transcript has 5 exons. Lineage: Eukaryota; Metazoa; Echinodermata; Asteroidea; Valvatida; Asterinidae. The coding region runs from base 538 to 1932 and encodes 464 amino acids.